Colletotrichum spaethianum is the source of this 969-nucleotide messenger RNA. Its product is annotated as AB hydrolase superfamily protein. Gene Ontology annotation, molecular function: hydrolase activity. Bases 1 to 969 code for a protein of 322 amino acids. Lineage: Eukaryota; Fungi; Ascomycota; Sordariomycetes; Glomerellales; Glomerellaceae. The record is from RefSeq and is a predicted model, not a curated record. The transcript has 2 exons.
AUGGACUCAUUGAACCACUUCAUCCUCAAAGAAGCACCCCCUCUAGAUCCUGCCUGGCUCACCUUCGAGGAAGAAGCAGGUCUCAAGGCCCCGAAGAAACUUUACAGCUCACCUCUUGAUCGCCAGCCCGUUUACGCGGAAGAAUGUAGACAGCUGAACGCCCGUAUGCUCAGCCCCGAGGGGCCAUAUCAUCAUCUCUCGCACUUCUCGACGCAGAAAAUGACCACCUCGUCAAGCCUCGACGGCUUCGCCAUCCCGAUUCUCCGCUUCUUCGACGAUAGCCUCGACUCGACGUCCAAAAACGAUGGGUUCGUAGUGGUCUACUACCAUGGCGGCGGACUGCGAAUCGUCAACGACUUUGCAGGUGCGACGGUGUAUUCCGUGGGAUAUAGGCUCAUGCCGACCUUUUCUGCGUCGACCUGCGUAUCUGACUCGCUUGACGCCUUCACCCACGUCCGCUCCCGCCACUCGUCCGCGAAGCUCGUACUCUUCGGCUCCUCGAGCGGUGGGCAGCUCGCGACCACCGUCUCGCAACUCGCGCCACGUGGUAGCUUCCACGGCGUCGUGCUCCGGUGUCCCGUGACCAGCGACGGCGGCGGCUCUCUGGACUUCGUCCCGGAAUAUCUUCGGCAUGCGUAUACCUCCGCCUCGCCAUCUUUCACGAGUACUUUGGGGAAUGUAUUCCGGCGGGUUUCGCCGAGAGACGGGCUGGAGACGCUGCCGCUCGAAGCCAAACCGGAGGAACUGAGGGGAAUGCCGAGGACAUGGGUACAGGUGUGCAGUAAUGAUACGCUGUACUCGGACGGGGUUUGCUAUGCGAUGGCGCUGACGGAGGCCGGGGUUGAGGUCCGGGUUGAGGUUGUGACAGGAUGGCCGCAUACGUUCUGGCUGAAGGCGCCCGGGUUGAGGAGGGCGAUUGAGGCGGAGGAGGAGAUGGUGGAAGGGUUGAGGUGGGUUUUGGAGGGUUAG